This is a messenger RNA of Anopheles stephensi (Asian malaria mosquito), 4918 nucleotides long. RefSeq names its product major facilitator superfamily domain-containing protein 8 (gene Cln7). Gene Ontology annotation, cellular component: lysosomal membrane. Gene Ontology annotation, biological process: transmembrane transport. The record is from RefSeq and is a predicted model, not a curated record. NCBI's taxonomy places the organism in Eukaryota, Metazoa, Arthropoda, Insecta, Diptera, Culicidae. Gene Ontology annotation, molecular function: transmembrane transporter activity. Bases 2913 to 4391 code for a protein of 492 amino acids. The transcript has 7 exons.
UUGUCACUGUUGUCAAAACGAUCGCAGCUAACAAAAAAACAAACAGCCUGCAAUUUGCUGUUUAAUUUCCAUUUUUAAUAAUAUUGAUCAAAAGGUGUAAACAAUGCGCUGAGGUUGUGGAAUGUUGUAAGACGCCGUCCGUUGACUUCGGCAAUGUGUAGGGUUAUCUCCGUCGCGAUUAGAUAACGGCUCAAAGUGUCCGUUUUAAUGUUAUGAAUAGAAGCCAUCUUCCGUUUUAUGUAAUUUUGGGACUGCUAGUGUGUUGCUGCUGGCUUAUGCUGUCGAUUGAGCAGCGGUGGAAGUAGCUUCAACGAGCGAAGUACGCACGGUCUGAUUGUAGCUGCUCAACUGGAACGCGACUUAAGAACUGUGCGGUGUGUGAUAUUAUCAGCAAUGGAGAGAUUAAAGAACUGUUUGCUCAAAAAACCUUCCAAGAAUGAUCUGGACGAUGGACUGGAAACGGCGACCGAGUACACCGAACGCUGGACGUCGGUGCGCAUCAUAUACUACACCAUGUUUCUGAUGUCGCUAGGAUUCAGCAUUAUUCUCACGGGCGUGUGGCCGUAUUUGGACAAGCUAGAUCCCCACGCCGGAAAGGAGUUCCUGGGAUGGAUAGUGGGUGCGAAUCCGGUCGGACAAAUGAUCUUCAGCCCGCUCGUGGGAUGGUGGGGCAAUCGGUUAGGAUCGAUCCGUUUGCCUCUGCUCUGCUCGCUGGCACUGUUCUCCGUUGCCAGUGGAAUCUACGCGUGCCUCGAGCUGUUUCCAACGCAUCAAAAGUAUUGGAUGCUUUACUCCAGAUUCCUAAUCGGUGUCAGCUCCUCCAGCGUGGCCGUGUGCCGUUCGUAUCUUUCGGCAGCCACCAAGGUGAAGGAGCGGACCGGUGCCGUAUCGAUGGUAUCACUCGCACAGACGCUCGGAUUUAUCGUUGGCCCGGUACUGCAAGGGGCCGUUACCAUGUUCGGUGAAGAUGGAUUGCCGCUGAUGAGAAACAAAUUGCACCUCAAUAUGUACACUGCAACGGGAUGGAUUAACGUGCUCAUGGGCAUUUUGAACUUUUGCCUGUUCUUACCCUUCGUGUUCAAAGAAAAGCGAAUUGCUGCCCGCGAAGCCAUGAUGCAGCAGGGAAUGCAAUCGGAGAAGGAAACUUGGAAAUCCAUGAAACCUGAUUAUUUAUCUGCUUGGACGUUAAUAUGUGCAUUUUUCAUACUGGUCUUCAACUUUGUAUUUCUCGAAACAUUGGCCACCCCGCUGACGAUGGACAUGUUCGCUUGGACGAAAGGCGAAGCACUGUACUAUAUGGCAUGGAUUAUGGCCGUGGGAGCCAUAUUGGCUAGUGCCAUGUUUCUCAUGAUUGAUCCAUUAUGCAAGCGGAUUCCGGAACGGCAAGUGCUGAUAUGGGGUGGAUUUUUCCUCAUGGUGUUGGGGCGCGCCGUCUACAUCCCGAUGAGCGAUACGCCGCCCAAGUUGGCUCUUCCAGAAAAUGAAACACUAGCGGCAAUGCGCAUGGAGGAUACUUCGCCGUACGUAUAUGGGUCCAAUUUUACGGAUGUGCGUUCAAAUUUGACCAAAGUGGACUUUGACUACGGUGGACCCAUUACCACACUCGAACCGAUCACAGUUGAUGACGCUAAGGACUUGCUAGGAUGUCCCCCGACGCAGGAAUGGUGUAAAACUACGCGGGGCAUGACCAUCACUCAAUUCCUUAUAGGAUACGCUUUCACGGCGAUCGGAUACCCGAUUGGAGUUACGCUUAUUACUACCAUAUUUUCCAAAGUUCUUGGACCACGCCCUCAAGGCACGUGGAUGGGCAUAAUGACCGGUUCGGGCUGUCUGUCGAGAGCAUUGGGUCCAGUGUUUUUAUCGACCAUUUACACCAAGUAUGGACUUUACUGGACCUUCGGCAGCACGGCAGUAAUGAUGGCUGCUACCAUGCUGUGGCUGUGGCAAAUGAGACAAAGAUUAGUUCCUAUCCCGUACGAUGUGAAUUGUAGAGGAGAAGAACUGGUAGCGGUGGUCGCUAAGCAGGACCAGACAGCCGAACCAAAAAAGACAGCCGAUGCAGCGACAGAUCAGCUGAACGGAAAUUCUAAGGCCGGCCACGUUGUCGGCGACAGCUGAUCCUUCUCGCCGUUAUGCUGUUGCAUAAUUGGCAAGCAACUAUUUGCUCACUUUACAUAUACUAUAUUUCCGUGUUACAGGCAGUGGUGUGCUUUGUUGUGAUAUUUUCCCUCAUCGAUAAGCGAAACGUGCAAACAGGAAGCGAAUUGUGACCGAAGCCGCAGUGAAUGAAGCGAAUUUGCAUAAAAAAAUCCCGAUCUCAUCAACCUCUUAUCAAUCACUUGGUGACUCGUCAUUCCGAAAUAUUUUGCCCUCCCGCUCUUAUGCUGCUGUAUUGAUUGGCGCGGGUAUCAGCGGCGGCGACGUGUGUGCAAUAAUCCCGGUCAACUGAUAAGUAACACCACAGGGAGGUGGCAAACUGAAGGGCAAAUAAUGACCAAAACAAGUACCGGGGGUAGACGCUUAGCGGGCGCUGCAUUUACCGUGCCGAUGAGACUUCUAGCGCUUCUAAGCAAAACUGGUUCUUGACUUAGUGUCGAUUAAACCUAUCGCGCGAGCGCAUGUGCGCAAUUGCUCCGCGGGUGCGCGAUCGUGAGAAUGCAAUGUUUGAUUUAUAAGCGUUAUGGCGUGGGGAAUGCAGCCAAUUAAUUUUUACCUGCCCUUAAAUCAUCUAAGUGAGUGCUUUCUCCUCCUGAACAUUGAUUGCAAAAUAUGACCGCCAGUUCUAGGCCGGAAGAACAAGUUUGUGAAAAGCGCAACGGAAUCGUGUGGGAGCACGCUUGCCAUGAUUUUGGAACCGACCGGGCCGAUAGUUAAGUGACCAAGUGCACAUUCCGUGUUUGUAGCUCACGAUCAUGGCAUCGAUCGGAAGUUGGUUGCGCGUAGUACAAAGCGAAAAAGACCGUGCAAGCGAGCUGGAAAGUGAUUUCGAAUAUCGACAACGAUGGAUCACGAUAAGAUUAGUGUAUGUGAGCGGUUUUCUGAUGUUUUUAUCGUUCGGCGUGGUGACAACGGGUCUGUGGCCUUACCUACAGGACAUGGACCCGACGGUGGGGAAGGCUUUUCUGAGCGUCGUGUUUGCUGCUCCUCCGACUGGCCAGUUGCUUUUUAGUCCGCUUAUCGGCUGGUGCUCCAACAGAUUAUCUUCAAUCCGAGUGCCGUUCGUACUGCUAACAGCCUUGUUUGUAUUCGGUAAUGCACUGUACAGCGUGGUCGAGCUUUUUCCCGUACCCUAUCGAAAGUACGUUAUUCUGCUCUCAAGAUUUGUCUUUGGCGUAUCGACGUCAAUAAAUACGCUUAGCCGAGCGUACAUUUCAACGGCCACUAAGCUGUCCGAACGCACGGGAGCCAUCUCGAUGAGCUCCCUGGCUCAGACGUUCGGGCUUGCAAUCGGGCCCAUCAUCCAGGCAGCACUAUCGGCGAUCGGAAAGGACGGCUUUAUGUGGUACGGGUUGCGGAUCAACAUGUACACCAUGGCCGGGUGGAUUUGCGCGAUCGUUGGAGUAGUUUACAUCAUGCUGCUAAAUCCGUCCUGCUUCGUUCAUCGCACGAUUGCCGCACAGGAAGCGAUGAAAACAAUCGGAUGCAGCAAGGCCACGGAUACGUACGAGCCUUUGAAGAUGUUCUCCAUCUGGACAGUCAUGAACGGGUACAGCGUUUUGAUGUUUUUCUACGUAUCGGUUCAAACGGCGCUUUCACCGAUAUCGCUCGAUCAGUUUGGAUGGAGCCACGAGGAAUCUCUUUACUACCUGGGCAUUCUGAUCACGGGCGGCACGUUAUGCUCUUGUGCAGUGUUUCUACUGUUGCCCCAACUAUGCAAACGGUUUCAAGAACACAAUGUGUUUCUAUUUUUCGCCAUGUUACCGCUUUUUAUCAGUCAAGUGGUAAUGAUACCGGUGGGAAGCAACACAAUUCCAAUGUUUGAUUCGUCCAGCAACAACAGAAGCACCGCGGGCGGUUGCCCCGUCGAACAGGAGUGGUGCAAUUUCAUUCCUUCGAUCAAUCAAUAUCAAUUAACCGUUUCGUACACGAUGCUGUGUGUUUCAUUUUCGGUUGGUAUAGCUAUUAGUCAAACAAUUCUUUCCAAACUGCUCGGUACGCGUCCCCAGGGCAACUGGAUGGCGCUGUACACAAGCAUCGGCGGUCUAACGCGCAUUGUAGGACCUGCCUCGGUAGUGGUGUACGUUCGCUUCGGAACGUACUGGUUGUUUGGCCUGGGCGCAACUGUUUCCGGGCUUGUGCUCGCGUGGAUGUGGUGUUACAAAAGCCACCUAAGAACGACCAAAAAAAAAAGCCAAACAUCCGAAUUGCAGCAAAUGACAGGACAGGAAUGAUUUGCCCUAAUUUAAAGUUACAAAAAAUGCAUUAUUUAUUGUAUAGACCGAAACUCAGUAUCACCGGUCGGUUGGGGGAAUGUCGUUUCCUUGCAUGUUCAUGGCUUCUUCGAGCGUGUUGGGCAGUUCGUUGUUGAGCGUUUCGGGAAACUUGAGCGCCGCUACUCCCGCAGUAAUGCCCAGAGCGCCAAACAGAACCAUCGGUAGCGGUGUCCAAAAUUUAGCCAACAGCGGCGUCUGCGGUGCAAUCAUCGAACCGAUCCGUCCAAACAUGGAGCAUGUCGAGAGCAGGCUUUGGCGUAGGUUUGUGGGAAAGAUUUCCACCGUAUAGAUGUAGAGCGUACCGAACGACAUCGUGAUGGUGAGUUUGCUGAGCAGAAAUAGUGUUAGGUUGAGAGCAGGCGCAUCUGAAAGUCGAAUAUAGAUUGUAAAGAAAGCUCAAGGUGUAUAACAGGCCUAGGAAUCCCUUGCUUACCGAUACCAUCAAUAAAUGCGGAUAUGAUGCAGAACAGACCGCUUAAAACGAG